UCCUUGCUUAUCCCAUUUGCCUGGCUCUCCAUAGUCUGGGAUCACAUCAUAAGGACAACAUUGGCAGCACUUGGCCUGAAGCAGUCCUGUCAGUGGCAAGAACCGAGAGCAGGGAUGAUAACGCAGAGAGCGAAACAAGACUUACCAGGACGACUUAGUUCUGGAAGAGGAGAGGAAGGAAUGUCAAAGUUCAAUUGCACUGUCAGUGACAUUACUGUAAUGAAUCUGCAGCCUCAGAAACCUAUCCUAAUACUACCAGGAGGAGAAAAAAAGGAGAAUAAUCUCAGGCCUCCCAAUUUCCACCGUUCUGCUCCCAAUCUUUCAGAUACAAAGCUAACAAAUGAGGAAAUGAAAGCACCCAAAGAAGGGAGUAAAUCUUUCAAAUUUUAUACAGCAGAGGCUCAAAGCAUGGAUAAUCUUGCACUGAGGAGACCGAUGAAAUUGACUCCUCUUGAGAUCCCCUUGGAGGUGAAAGAAGCUCAGCUGAAGAAGAUGAUGAGCCUUCAAAGGGAUGCUCAACUGGCAGCUUUUAAACUAGCUAGUGUUGGCUCUUUUAAUAACGAGCCUCAUAUUAAACGGGUUAAAAAUGUGGCACUGGCAGAGAUGGAAAACCUUCACAAGGUCAAGUCAGUUGAGAAGUCCACUUUAGAGAAUCAGGAUGAUAUUCAUUUAUCAGGUGGCUCUAAGCCCUUGUGUGAGAUUCAGAUUAUUGUGCCCACAGAGGGAAAUGGCAAGAUAGCCAAAAACUCUCCCAUGCCAUGUCGCAAACCUCUAACCCGCCAGUAUGUGUUUGAGAACCUUGAAACCUCUGAUACUCAAGAUGAUGCAAAGAUUCCAGACAAUUCUUCCCAGGGAUCUGGAAGACACCGUUUCAAACUGAAGCAGAUGAAAGAACAACAUGAGCACUCAGGAAAAAACAAACCUCUGAAGGCCAUAGGAACGGGCCAGGAGGAUGUAAAGUUGAAAACAACAGGGCAGCGAGCUCAUAAGACUCUCAGUGAUGCAACCAAGUUAAUUGACACUGUAGCCAAAAAGCACAGAAGCCAAAGUGGUGAGCAAGAGGACACAGAAGACAUGGGAAGACAAUCCUCACGAAGAAUGGCUCUUGGGGACAUUAUCUUGGUUGAUGAUGAGUGAAUCUGGACCCUAGCUCUCAUCCUUUCAGGCAUGAGUCCAGAAUAUUUGCGGUUUCUGCAAUGUCAUAUCCAUGAGGGAUAAUGACGGGUCAUUUUUUCAAGUAAUCUACAGAUAGAUUCAUAGAUCUAUAAUUCUAUAGAAUGGAAUAGACUGUCUUUGAGAGUGGUGGGGUCUCCUUCUUUGGAAUUCUUUAACAGAAGUUUGAUGACCGUCACUCAAGAGCACUUUAGGUGUGUCAGUCCCUUCUGAUUUUUGCAAUUCGUUCUGAUGCUAGGAUCUCCCUCUCUUUCUCUGCCUCUAGUCCUCAUCCAGGAACUGAAAGUCUCCAAGGAAGUUCUCAGCUAUAAUCCAUCAGAGGGAGGAAUACAUGUGGAAAUGUGGAAAUCUGUGCUGCACCCUAAUUGGGGGGUGCUAUUCCCUUGCAAUUUCCAUUGACUCUAAUGCUGGCUUCGCUUUAACACCAAGUUAAAACUUGAUUCUUUAUAUUUAGCUCUUUACCAAAUUCUUGUGGCAUAGAGAACAUGGCUAGAACAAUUGGUUUGAAGUGUUUUGUAUUGUGCUGUAGUUUAAAUUGUGUCAUGCUUUUUAAAUGUUUACAACUUUUCUGUAAACUGCCUUGAGAUAUUUUGAUAUAUAGAGGAUGGGAGAUACAUAUUUUAAGAAAUAAACGAGCAUGCUGCUAACAGUUUUAUUAUGCCCGAACAAUGUGCAAUAAAUACCACUUGACCAUAUCAA
Messenger RNA from Anolis sagrei ordinatus, 1872 nucleotides. RefSeq lists its product as uncharacterized. The record is from RefSeq and is a predicted model, not a curated record. Lineage: Eukaryota; Metazoa; Chordata; Lepidosauria; Squamata; Anolidae.